Molecule: messenger RNA, 1344 nt
Organism: Diospyros lotus (date-plum)
Lineage: Eukaryota; Viridiplantae; Streptophyta; Magnoliopsida; Ericales; Ebenaceae
Product: probable pectinesterase 53
Exons: 5
Coding region: 49-1191 (380 amino acids)
Biological process (GO): cell wall modification
Molecular function (GO): pectinesterase activity
Source: RefSeq, a predicted model, not a curated record
UUGCUACUUGUUUGAUUCUCGCAACAUGGUACUACUGCAUACACUGCAAUGGCUUCCGAAACCCAUCUCCAAGUUGUUUUCUUCCUCCUAGUCCUUUCUCAGCUGUCUUUACAAUCUUGCUCCCUGCACCCCGAGAGAAAUUCGGACGACUACAAUAAAUGGAUAUCAUGGCAUGUCAAUAAUUUCCGAAAGAAGGCGUCUGUCAAAGCAGAAUCCAUAGCUCGAACACGGGGUGGCGACAGAGCUUUUGAUAUGAAGCUGAGCAAUGCUGAGGCCAACAAAGUCGGAAUCAACGUUGCCCAAGAUGGAACCGGCGAUUUCAAGACCAUCGGAGAAGCCCUUGCUAGCAUUCCCAGAUACAACACCAAAAGAGUGGUACUAUUUAUCAAACCCGGUGUUUAUAAGGAAAAGAUAGUUAUCCCAAGAACAAUGCCUUUCGUUACAUUGUCUGGGGAUUCUGGUGACCCGCCGACGAUCACGGGAAACGACACGGCGUCCGUGCCCGGAAAAGACGGGACGCCAUUGAAGACCUUCCAGAGCGCCACCGUCGCCAUCGAUGCAGAUUACUUUGUCGCUGUAAACAUUAAGUUUGAGCAGAACACGGCACCGCAUGAGAUCGGAUCUAAAGGAGAACAAGCAGUGGCGCUUCGGAUCUCAGGGACGAAGGCUGCAUUCUACAAUUGCAGUUUCUACGGAAGUCAAGACACGCUUUAUGAUCACAAGGGACUCCACUAUUUCAGUAAUUGCUUCAUCCAAGGCUCUGUCGAUUUCAUCUUCGGCUAUGGCCGUUCCCUUUAUGAAAAUUGCCACUUGAAUUCAGUAGCCAAAAAGGUGGCGUCUUUGACAGCCCAGAAGCGGAGUAACUCUUCGUUGUCAAGUGGGUUUUCUUUCAAAGACAGUAAAGUGACAGGGAGCCGGUGGGUGUACCUUGGAAGAGCAUGGGGCGAUUAUUCUAGGGUUGUCUUCUCUUACACCUACAUGGAGAGUAUUGUUCUUCCCCAGGGAUGGAGCGACUGGGGCUAUCAUAAGCGCCAAUUUAGCGUGUACUAUGGAGAAUACAAGUGCAGCGGGCCAGGAGCCAAUGCGACAGCAAGGGUGCCAUGGGCACAUCUAUUGACGGAGGAAGAGGCUGAGCCUUUCAUUGGGACUUACUAUAUUGAUGGAGAUACUUGGCUUAUUUCUCCGUAUUAAGAUAUUUAUGGAUACGUCUAUUCACAGACGAAUGAGCUAAGCCUUUUAUUGGGACUUACUAUAUACGCCGACGGAGAUGCCUGACUUGUUUCCCCAUAAUAAGAUGAAUGUUAUAUAUUUAUUAUCAAAAUCUUUUGAGAUAAUUAUUGGUUC